UUUCCCCUUCCCUUUCUUUCUCUUCUUUCUCUCUCACCCUGCAUUUACACAUCCAUAAAAACCACACUGUCAGUUUCUUCUUCCACUUCCCUCUCCUCCAUGGCCCUCCUCCACCUCCUCCUCUUCCUAAUGCCACUCGCUGCCACCGCCGAGUGGCCCCCGUCCCCCGGUUUCUGGCCGAGCACCCGCUUCCGAAACAUUGACUUUUACCGAGGAUUCCGAAACCUCUGGGGACCCCAACACCAAAGAUUCGACCAAAACACUCUCUCGAUAUGGCUUGAUCGCUCUUCAGGAAGUGGGUUCAAGUCCGUUCGCCCAUUCCGAUCCGGCUACUUCGGUGCCUCUAUCAAGCUUCAACCCGGAUACACUGCAGGUGUCAUCACUGCAUUCUAUCUCUCGAACAAUGAGGCUCACCCGGGGUUCCACGACGAGGUCGACAUCGAGUUCCUGGGGACGACAUUCGGGAAGCCGUACACAUUACAGACCAAUGUGUACAUCAGAGGAAGUGGAGACGGACGAAUCAUCGGCCGAGAGAUGAAAUUCAACCUCUGGUUCGAUCCCACCAAAGAUUUCCAUCACUACGCCAUUCUCUGGAGCCCAAACGAAAUCAUAUUUCUCGUGGACGACAUACCCAUAAGGAGGUACCCAAGGAAGAGCGCGGCGACGUUCCCGCUGAGGCCAAUGUGGCUGUACGGUUCGAUAUGGGAUGCUUCGUCGUGGGCAACAGAAGACGGAAAAUACAGAGCCGAUUACAGGUACCAGCCAUUUGUGGCGAAGUACAGGAAUUUCAAAGCGGGGGGUUGUUCAGCGUACUCGCCGGCGAGGUGCCGGCCGGUGUCGGCGUCGCCGUUCCGGUCGGGGGGGCUGACGAGGCAGCAGAGGAACGCGAUGAGAUGGGUGCAGAGCCGGCACUUGGUUUAUAACUAUUGUUGGGAUAAUAAGAGAGACCAUUCUUUAACACCGGAGUGUUGGCAUUAGAGAAGGGGAAAUUUGGGUACUGUUGAUUUCCCCAUGCAUUAAAUUUUUACUUUCUUUUUUUUUUGUUGGAUUUAUUGGGUUGGAAUUUUAUUUUGAAGAGGGUGUUGUUGGGUCCCGAAAUGGCACAGAAAGGGAACAGAUACGAGAAUUGUUGACCAAAUCUCCAACAGGUGAAGAUUAGAAAAAAGAAAAAAAAACCAAAAAACAAAAAGAGAGAAAAAAGAAGAGGAAAAUGAUGUAUUUUUAA
Momordica charantia (bitter melon) is the source of this 1225-nucleotide messenger RNA. It is a transcript of the gene XTH32, whose product is annotated as xyloglucan endotransglucosylase/hydrolase 32. Gene Ontology annotation, cellular component: apoplast; cell wall. Gene Ontology annotation, molecular function: xyloglucan:xyloglucosyl transferase activity; hydrolase activity, hydrolyzing O-glycosyl compounds. The record is from RefSeq and is a predicted model, not a curated record. NCBI's taxonomy places the organism in Eukaryota, Viridiplantae, Streptophyta, Magnoliopsida, Cucurbitales, Cucurbitaceae. Gene Ontology annotation, biological process: xyloglucan metabolic process; cell wall biogenesis.